AUGCCCAACAUACAACAUAAGCCCAGACCUCCAAUAGUUACUAUGCAAGCGACCCAACCAACAUCUGGGAGUAAGAUCUCAGCUGCAAAACGACCAUUACCAACGGAAUCUACUAAGUUUAUUAUCGGAUCUGGUAAUCAAAAACCCACGAAGAUUUCUGCCGCACCUAUCCGUAAACACUCGGAUAUAUUCGUCUCAAGACUAGAUCCGCAUGUUACCACUGAGAUGCUUAAAACUGAACUGUUCCCUACAUUGGAUGACAUCACUAUCACGCAACUUACGACCAAACACCCUACAUACGCCUCCUUCCAUAUCCAAUUGCCACUUCAAAACCUAAAUGAAGUACUGGAACCUUCAUUUUGGCCUGAAGGUGUCAUUGUGAAGCGCUUCUGGGGACGUUUGCAACCAGGUAUGUCGCUGAACUCAGCUCCAAAAAACUUAUAG
Molecule: messenger RNA, 444 nt
Organism: Macrosiphum euphorbiae (potato aphid)
Lineage: Eukaryota; Metazoa; Arthropoda; Insecta; Hemiptera; Aphididae
Source: the annotation of a GenBank genome assembly